AUGUCGCACAUCAAGGAUGUAGCCACAAGCGGCGUGUCGUCGUCGUCGUCGUCAUCGUCAGCUUCAGCCAAUGCUGGUGCUGUGUCCGCCUCCGCUUCAACAACCACCGACUUUCUCGCCCUCGUCGUCGAUGUAUCGCCGCUGUCGUGGACCAGGUUGAGCGGCGGCGGCGAGGGGUUGCGGCUCAUGGCGAGAGCGCUGGAUGAGAUCAUCAUCUUUUUGAAUGCUCACGUGGGUUUGCAGCACGGCAAUGGAGUGGUGAUCUACGCUGCGGGCAAUGGCGAUGCGCGCCUCAUCUACUCGACGCUGGAGGCAGCGGCAACAACAACAACAACGACGGCAGUCACUUCAGAUGCCAACACAUACUCGCGCUUCGCUCAACUGGAAGAGAGCGUGCGCGCAGGCGUAGCUUCCUUUCUGCGUGACCUCACCAUCGAGCAAGCAAGGGAGGAUGUGGCCAUCGUCACUGCCGUCGCUCGUGCUCUAUGUUAUCUCAAUCGGCUGGAUCCGACGGCGGCAAGCGCGGCAGCAGGCAUCAACCCCGAAGCAGGUCGCACUCCUUCCCACUCGCAGCAGCAGGGCAAGCGCAUCCUCAUCAUAUCGGCAUCGGAAGAUCAAUCUGGACAAUACGUGCCCAUGAUGAACUGCAUCUUUGGAGCUCAGAAGCGUGGCGUAGUCAUCGACGUUUGUCGCCUAGGCGGCGCCGGCGAGGCAUCUCGAGAAGAAGAAGAAGAAGGAGAGAGUGAUGGCGCAGCAGCAGCAGCAGCAGCACCCGCUUCGUCUGCCUUUCUUCAGCAGUCCACCUACCUCACUCGCGGCAACUACAUUGCCCUGCACCAUCCAGCGCAUCUCCUCCAGACGCUCCUCUCGGCAUUCCUCCCAGCAAGCUCCAUCCGUCCUCACCUCGUCAUUCCGAACUCUUCCACCAUCGACUUUCGCGCCAGCUGCUUUUGUCAUCGCCGCAUCGUCGAAGUGGGCUACGUCUGCAGUCGAUGCUUGUCCAUCUUUUGUUCCCCAAGAAAGAGCUGCGUCACGUGCGGUGCUGCUUUUGGAAAGGAAGUGGAAAGAUUCAAAAAGGAGGCACGGGCGAUGGGUGUGGUGCUGGUGGAAGGGGGGGAGGAAGAGGAGGAGGGAGAUGAUGCGAUGCGUGGGCACACGCGCGGCGUGUGA
Messenger RNA from Ceraceosorus guamensis, 1170 nucleotides. RefSeq names its product transcription factor Tfb4. The record is from RefSeq and is a predicted model, not a curated record. The transcript has 3 exons. Gene Ontology annotation, biological process: regulation of DNA-templated transcription; nucleotide-excision repair. NCBI's taxonomy places the organism in Eukaryota, Fungi, Basidiomycota, Exobasidiomycetes, Ceraceosorales, Ceraceosoraceae. Bases 1 to 1170 code for a protein of 389 amino acids. Gene Ontology annotation, cellular component: transcription factor TFIIH core complex; transcription factor TFIIH holo complex.